This is a messenger RNA of Topomyia yanbarensis, 1258 nucleotides long. Its product is annotated as peritrophin-55-like. Gene Ontology annotation, molecular function: chitin binding. The coding region runs from base 505 to 1212 and encodes 235 amino acids. The transcript is spliced from 3 exons. The record is from RefSeq and is a predicted model, not a curated record. Gene Ontology annotation, cellular component: extracellular region. Lineage: Eukaryota; Metazoa; Arthropoda; Insecta; Diptera; Culicidae.
AUCGAUUGAGUGUGUAGCCAUUUAGUGCUAUCGUAUCAGCAGCUUUGCUAAUUGUUCGAAGAUUAGUGUUCAAUAAACAUAGACGUGUGUUGAUUUUCGGAAUUUAGUACACCACGAGUGUACAUAAGUACUUGCAAUCACAAGUGGAUGGUGCUGGCGAGACGACUCGAAAUUGUUUCGAGUAUCGUCGAGACCCGGAACAGAUCUACGCUGCUGUUAAGACACUCUUUGAUGUCACAUGGGAAAUAACCACUAACCCUUGACAAAGAGGGAUUGGUUUUGUGCCAAAGCCAUUUACAACCACCCAAAUUCCCUGAUGAUUGACGAGCCAGAAUGCAGACGACAAACAACACGUUGAGAUCAUGUUAACCAAAUGUGUGGUAAAAAUAGAAAUAACAAAUCACGUUUGCUAGAUAUCGUUAUUUGACCGUCGGAUAUAAAACGAGAGUCAAGCACCUUUGUCUAAUUAGUCGACCUUGGACAGUUAAAUAAUAUUAUUGCAAAAUGUGGACAACCAAAGGGUUAGUAUUUUUCGCAACAAUAGUGUUAUCGCUACUAAAUGGUUCUGAGCAAACGUCAUGGUAUUGGUCCUGCCGCGAGAACGUGGGUGUACUUUUGUUCCCAGAUCCUGAGCUCUGCCAUAUGUACAUCAUCUGCACUCAGGAACAACUGCACCAAGCGAUCUGUCCAUUGGGUCAGAUAUUCGAUGUCUAUUCACGAAAGUGUGGUGAUCCGGGAAGUUCUGUCUGCUUUUUCGAUCUGAUGAACGAAAGUACGGAAGCUCCAACUACCUCAUUAACCUCGCCACCCACCACGACAACAACAUCAUCAACGCUUCCACCAACAACAACGUCAACGUUGCCCCCAACAACUUCAACAACUUUGCCACCAACAACUACCUCAACUUUAGCUCCAACAACUCAAUCAACAUUGCCACCAACAACUUCAAACACUUUACCGCCAACAACUUCAUCAACCGUGCCACCUACGGAAUCAACCACAAUUCCACCGGUGGUGUCCAGUACGGAGACCAUCCAAGAAGAACCAACCUGUCCUGAUCGAGGCAUGCAUUUCUUCGAGCAUCCUACAAAUUGUCAGAGAUUCUUCCUAUGCUUGAUGGGGCGUCUUAGCAUGGUGGAAUGUCCCGUCAACAUGCGGUAUAAUCCAAACUCCAAACGCUGUGACUUGCCUUGGAAUAUUGGAUGUAACUGAGAUGUGAUAUUAAUAAACAUUUUGUUUCGAAUUGAGCUUUAUGUCA